UGUUAACAUAAAAAUUGGACAGAGUAGCGAUAAAAGGACCAAAAUGCAAUACAUAAUCCUAAAUAAAACAACAAACUAACACGAAUCACAAUAUACUGAGGCAGAUUUUUUUACAAUGUACGAUUUGAGUAUUUAAAUUUGUUUAACCAUAUCUCACUGUAAGCCAGUUUUAGGUUUUAAUAAAGAACGUGAAGGACAAGUGGAAACAUUUGAUAAUCAUAUUAACCCAUAUUAACUUCACACUAUUGUUUAGAUGAUUUGAAUAGAAAUGAAGUGGCGUAAACACUAUACAUAAAAGCUUCAUACUGUACAUAUAAAUCCCAUGAUCUGUAGUGGAUGAGAACGUGUUUGAAGAUUGAAAUGUGAGCCGUGUUGUUGGUGAGGGAGGAGACAGAGGGCGGGACUGUGAAGGAAAUCACCUUUUGUUUGGGUCCUGCGUUGGCCUGAGGCUCAAGAGUCAAGCAGAGAGCGAGAGUGUGUGUGAGUGAGAGAGAGAGAGAGAGGGGGAGCCGUCAUUUGACUCGAAUUCACCGCCAUGACGUUUUCUUCAAUGCUGGCUCAUCGAAUAAUGGCUAACCUCUUUAAAAUGCCUUCGGUUUGAGGACGUCUGUGAGUCAUGACUCUUAAAACCUAAGCUGGAUUUUGCAGAGUCACAAACUGUGCUGUGAUCAAGGAAGAUCUGUGUGCACUGUAAGUGUGUGCGUGAGGAGCAUGUGGUGCGCUCGGUGCCCGGCCAGCUGGAGAGAAUGAUGAUGAAGCUGGUGUCCGACUUCCAGAGGCACUCCAUAUCAGACGACGACUCGGGCUGCGCCUCUGAAGAGUACGCCUGGGUGCCGCCCGGGAUCAAGCCUGAGCAGGUUUAUCAGUACUACAGCUGUAUUCCUGAGGACAAGGUUCCCUACGUCAACAGUCCAGGAGAGCGAUAUCGUAUCAAGCAGCUUUUGCACCAGCUGCCGGCCCAUGACAGUGAGCCUCAGUACUGCAACUCUCUGGAUGAAGAAGAGAAGAAAGAGCUGCGGUUGUUCAGCCAGCAGAGGAAGAGGGAGAAUCUGGGCCGCGGCAUCGUCCGGCUCUUCCCGGUCACUAUGACUGGAGCAAUCUGUCAACAGUGUGGCAGGCAGAUCUGUGGCGGAGACAUCGCCGUGUUUGCGUCACGAGCGGGUCACGGCUCUUGCUGGCAUCCGCAGUGUUUCCAGUGCGCCUCCUGUAAUGAGCUGCUGGUCGACCUCAUUUACUUCUACCAGGACGGACACAUCUACUGCGGACGGCACCACGCAGAGCACAUCAAACCCCGCUGCCAGGCCUGCGACGAGAUCAUCUUUGCGGACGAGUGUACUGAGGCGGAGGGCAGGCACUGGCACAUGAAGCAUUUCUGCUGUUUCGAGUGUGAGGCAGCUCUGGGUGGCCAGCGCUACAUCAUGAGAGAGAGUCGACCGUACUGCUGCCGCUGCUACGAGUCUCUGUACGCCGAAUACUGCGACACCUGCGGAGAGCACAUCGGUAUAGACCAGGGUCAGAUGACGUAUGAGGGCCAGCACUGGCAUGCGUCUGAGCAGUGUUUCUGCUGCGCCUGCUGUCGGCUCCCUCUGCUGGGCCGUCCGUUCCUGCCACGGGGAGGACUCAUCUUCUGCUCCCGCUCCUGCUCGCUCGGGGAAGACCCGGAAAACUCUGACUCCUGCGAUUCAGCCCUGCAGAGCAAAUCAGCAACACACAAACCGCUUCAGAGUCAGCAGCGCAGCUCCACACCACGGCCACAGGGGGGCAGCAGCGACAUCAGCAUACAGAGGACACCAGCAGCUAAUGGAGGACAGAUUACACUUCAGACCAAAGGCGUUCACACAUCAUUCCCUCCUCUAGUGAAUGGAGACCCUCCCCCAUACGGACGAACAAGCACACCACACCCUCUUCCUUCCGCUCAGCUCUGUCCUGUAGCCAAUGACAGAGCAGGGUCACUCAGCAAGGACCAAUCAGAGACUCCCAGUGCAGACGGUCCUUACAGCGCUCUGGAGUUUACAGUGGAGCUCAAUGGAUACGCUGAAUUCGGCCCUUUCCCUCCAAGCUGCACGUCUAGAGGCACGUCAACUGUAAAGGACUGUGGGAACAUCAUCGAGAGCAGCUGUUCAGGCAUUUCCUCUCAGCUUGCGUCAUUUGACGAUCUGAAUGACUCGGACUCUUUCCCGCCUCCUCCGCCGCCUGUGUUUUUCGACCCUUCUGAUUCUCCGGACCCUCUGGCCUCGGUCACUGAAGCUGAAGAUCUGCCAGCAGCACCGGUACGCAGCAGCACAGCCAGAGUCAGCUUCAGAGAGCCCAUCAGCUGCAGCUACUCAGUGGAGGAGAACGAGUGGGAGGACGAGGACCAGCCGGAGAUGCAGAGACGAGACAGAGAUGAGGACGAGCAGGAGGAAGAUGGAGAGGAAGCGGAGGGGAGUCUGGGACACAGGCUGCGCAUUUGCAGUCAAGUACCGUCUCGAAUGGACCUGCUGGAUGGGUCGUACCACUGCAAUUUUCGGCGGGGGAGCGGAGGACACCAUUCCUCAGAAAAGCGCUACAGACGAUCGCGGGGUUCACGGAGCGACAGGCCUCGUCUGGAGACUCUGGAUGUGGAACGACGGCGGUCCAGUAACAACGCGGAUGGAAGCAGAAACACCAGCCUGACCCUGUACUCCAGCCGCUCCAGACACGAGGACUCCUGCUCCACCUGCUCCUCUUCCUCAGACUCAGAGGAGGAAGGCUUCUUUCUGGGCCAGCGCAUUCCUCUGCCGCCCCAACUGACAGGACAGAGAGCAGAUGAAGGACAGACUGAGGAUGAGGAGAAGAGCCAGAGGGGAAGCUUCAGAAGGAGGAGGAGGACGCAGAGUCUCGGCCAAAAAGACAAGGACAAGAACUGCAUACUGUCCUGAGAGUGGGACGUACAGUCAAACCAAAAUUCAUAAUAUCUAGUGUCUGACUAAUUUUUGGUUUGGCUGUAUGUGUGUGGGAAUGACUGUUAAAACCUGGAGAUCAACAACUCUCUGGAUAAACCAGCUGCUCUAUCAAGAACAAAGUUUGAGUUAUAUUUUCAUGAUAAACACAGACCCUAUCUUACCGUCUGUGCAUCUGUCUACCAGUAUUUUAAUAGAGGUGAUGAAAUAUAAUCUAAUAUCACUUUCAGGAUCAGGGUGCUGGCGUUAUUAUUACUAAUUAUUGAGCCGAGGAACAUUUCUAAUGCAAAAAAGUUGAACUUUUGUUUCUAAAAGUACUCGAAAAACGGAUUUAACUGUCAUUUCAUUUUACAUAUUACAUUUAACAAAUAUCCUGCAUGAAAAAUGAUUUGACCAAUGCAUUAAAACAUGCGGUGUUUUUGUUUUGACUGUU
This is a messenger RNA of Danio rerio (zebrafish), 3354 nucleotides long. Lineage: Eukaryota; Metazoa; Chordata; Actinopteri; Cypriniformes; Danionidae. The record is from RefSeq and is a predicted model, not a curated record.